Molecule: messenger RNA, 1140 nt
Organism: Brassica napus (rape)
Lineage: Eukaryota; Viridiplantae; Streptophyta; Magnoliopsida; Brassicales; Brassicaceae
Product: RING-H2 finger protein ATL40-like
Exons: 1
Coding region: 418-879 (153 amino acids)
Source: RefSeq, a predicted model, not a curated record
UCCCUCUAAUAUAUUGGUAGCGAUUAUUGAUUUCUUUAAUCUUUGUCUUUUCAAACAUACAAAUAGCUAAUCACAUCAACUAUGACUUCGUAUGUAUCCCUUAUCCAUUUAGCUUUUUCUCUACACCUUCUACGUAUAAGUUCUUAUUUUAUGUACAAACUGAUCCCCACAAGCAGCAAGUUAAAGUCUUAAACUAAUCCUAUUUGUGGUGUACUGAUUCAAAUAAACCAUGUUCUUUUAUUAAACUGAUAAUGUUAUCAAGUUCAUUAGUCGUGAUCGUAUUUCAACGCUUUAUCCAAUUAUAUUCUAAGAGAAUGUCAAUUCUCAAUGAUCAAUACAUAAGACGGGUACAUGUAUAUGUCAUUUGAUUUGUAUCAUUACUAAACUUUGAGGACCAUUUUUGUAUAAAUCAAAGAGAUGGGUUUCAACGACCCUUCGUUAAACUCAAUCAUCCUUUGGUUCGCCGCCGUAACGUCUCUCUUGACUAUCUCCGUUAUCUUCAUCUUUCUAUUUAUGUGUUUGCUCAAACGCCGUAGGUUGGUGGAUGUGUUACCGGAAACGGAAGACGACCAUCACCACCGCAGACGAGAGCCUCCGGGCCAAGGGCUUAGCGCUUCCGUGAUUGCUGCCUUUCCGACCUUUUCUUACAAACCUGACAAUAACGAUCCCGAAAGCAACAAUCAGGAGAUAGAAUGUCCGGUCUGCUUAGGGCUAAUCCCCAAGAAUGUCGUAAUUAAGGUUUUACCAAAUUGUAAGCACAUGUUUGAUGAGGAAUGUAUUGGUAGGUGGCUUGAAUCGCACGUAACUUGUCCUGUGUGUCGAAGAAUGGCUGAGCCGAUGGCUAGCACUGGGGACAAGGUUUUAGAAAGUAUAGUAUAGUUUUUUUUUUGGGAUAAAUAUGUGAAUUAUCAUUAAAAUGAAGCUGACUUGUGUACAAAAUUGAAAAUAUUAUGCGGACAAGCUGAUUGUUUUCUUUUUGACAAGCUGUCUAUUGCCAGAAAGAAACACAGUAUAGUUGAUGUUAAUUACAUGGUUUUACCUUUUUUAUAUAUGUUUUACUUUGUGCUAACUCUAAUAUUCCUGAUUGAUAUGGUCAUAUGGAUAUACAAAUAAUGAUAUAACUCAACAUGCCCAGCUUUG